AUGGAAAACGAUGACGUUGAUAUGGUCGGCGCCGACAACAACGAAGCCGAUUUGGAUGACAUGAAGAAACGGUUGAAGGAAAUGGAAGACGAAGCUGCUGCUUUGCGAGAGAUGCAGGCCAAGGUCGCGAAAGAGAUGGGAUCCGUGCAAGAUCCCGCUAAUGGUUCUGCAAGUCAGGUUAAUAGGGAGGAAGUUGAUUCUCGAUCAAUCUUUGUUGGCAAUGUGGACUAUGCAUGUACUCCCGAAGAAGUGCAACAGCAUUUUCAGUCAUGUGGCACAGUAAACCGAGUCACCAUUCGCACUGAUAAGUUUGGCCAACCCAAGGGAUAUGCUUAUGUAGAAUUUGUUGAAGUAGAAGCUGUUCAAGAGGCUCUUUCCCUGAAUGAAUCUGAACUGCAUGGACGGCAAUUGAAGGUUACUGCUAAGAGGACCAAUGUACCUGGGAUGAAACAAUUUCGUCCUCGCCGGCCUAGUAAUCCUUACAUGGGAUUUCGAGGCAGAACUCCAUAUGCACCUCCUUUUGCCUAUGCCCCGGCUCCUUAUGGAUAUGGAAAGGUUCCAAGGUUCAGAAUGGGCAUGCGCUACAGCCCAUACUAUUGA
Lathyrus sativus (Indian pea) is the source of this 600-nucleotide messenger RNA. The record is from the annotation of a GenBank genome assembly. NCBI's taxonomy places the organism in Eukaryota, Viridiplantae, Streptophyta, Magnoliopsida, Fabales, Fabaceae.